AUGGACAUCGCCUACAACCCCGCCCGCGCCUCGUGGGGUGCCGGGAUCCUCUCUCCGCUAUCCCCCAAUACCAUCGAGACUCUCGAGUCGCGGUCUCGAGACGUCCAAGAACGGACGUUCUGCAAAUGGCUGAACACCAAACUAGAAGCAAAUGGCCAUCCGCCCAUGGCGUCGCUGGUCCGGGAUCUGUCUGAUGGUGUCCGCUUGAUUCAGCUAAUGGAAAUCAUGGGCGACGUCUCCCUGGGACGUUAUAACAAGAAUCCAAGAAUGCGCGUGCAGAAGGCCGAGAACGUGAAUAAGGCGCUGGAGUUCAUUACAUCCCGAGGAGUGAAGCUUACAAACAUCGGGGCUGAAGACAUUGUUGACGGCGACCUGAAGCUCAUACUUGGUAUGAUCUGGACACUCAUCCUGCGAUUCACCAUUGCGGACAUCAGCGAAGAGGGUCUUUCGGCGAAGGAAGGUUUGCUCCUCUGGUGUCAGCGCAAGACCGCCCCAUACAAGGAGGUCGACGUCCAAAACUUCUCGUAUAGUUGGUCAGAUGGUCUUGCACUUUGCGCGCUGAUCCACGCCCAUCGUCCUGAUCUCAUCGACUAUGCCAAACUGGACAAGACGGACCGUCAUGGAAAUACGCGUCUGGCUUUUCAAGUCGCUCAAGACCAUCUUGGAAUACCUCAACUGCUCGAGGUUGCAGAUCUUUGCGACACGCAGAACCCGGAUGAACGUAGUGUCAUGACGUAUGUUGCCGGAUAUUUCCACGCGUUUUCGUCGAUGGAGCAAACAGAGACCGUGUCGCGACGCGUGGAGAAGUUCGCAGAACUCAUGCAGUCCAUCUGGAUGAGUCGAAAUGACUAUGAACGGCGCGUCAAGGUCCUGCUGCGGUCCAUGGAAGAUAUGCAGGAAGCUUGGGACGCCAAGAUCUUCGUUGGUACAUACGCCGACGCCGUGCAGCACACGGCGUCAUUCCAGACUUACAAGCAGACCACGAAACGACAAUGGGUUACAGAGAAGCAAGAUGUUGCCACCUUGUUUGGGAACGUGCAAACAAAGCUCAAGACUUAUGGUUUAAGGGAAUAUGUCCCUCCUCAAGGCCUUUCCUUGUUUGACGUUGAUGGAGCUUGGAACACUUUGCUGAAGGCGGAAGCUGCGCGGUCGCGUGCCAUCAAUGCCGAGAUUCGACAAAUCAAAGACAACCUCCGACGCAAAUAUGCAGACCUCGCGAACGACUUCGAACGCCGCCUACGACAGAUAUCCUCGGAACUGGUGUCCAUAGAAGGUCCCUUGGAAGAACAAGUGGAACAGAUCCGGGAGCUACAAACCCGCAUACCACCAAUCUCGUCUUCCCUACAAAUCGUUGUAGAGGCUGACGCGGAGUGUCAAGCUGCAAAAGUGGAUGAGAACGACUACACAGUUUUCACCGUAGAAGAUCUUCGGUUUGAGCUUGAACUUGUCUCACAAAGUGUCUCAAAGAAGAUCGCUUUCGUCGACAAUCAGAUCGUGUCACGCAAUAUGACCAAUUUGACUCCGGCGCAGCUCGAGCAGUUCGAGAGUACGUUCCGAUACUUUGAUAAAGACGAGUCAAAUACCCUCAGCCAGUCGGAAAUGACUGCGGCGUUGGCUAGCCUUGGCAUCGUGUAUUCCGACGAGGAUAUGGACUUGAUUUUCGACCAGCUCAUGGCGGACUACGGCGCGGUGACCUUCGAAGCGUUCAUCAACCUAUUGGUUGACAUCAUGGAGGAUCAGACAACGCCCGCACAGCUGCGCGAAUCAUUCAGAGGAAUUGCUGCGGACAAGCCGUAUGUCACGGAGCUUGAUCUCCGUGUAGCCAGCCUACCAGCGAGUGCGAUCGAAUUCCUCCGGCAAGCGAUGCCCUUGACACAGAAUGACAUCGGAGAACCCGAAUACGAUUACGAGAGCUGGAUAGAGGAAGUGUUUGAGCAGGAAGCACAGUGA
Molecule: messenger RNA, 1950 nt
Organism: Epithele typhae
Lineage: Eukaryota; Fungi; Basidiomycota; Agaricomycetes; Polyporales; Epitheliaceae
Product: actinin-like protein
Exons: 14
Coding region: 1-1950 (649 amino acids)
Biological process (GO): actin filament bundle assembly; actin cytoskeleton organization
Cellular component (GO): cell projection; actin filament bundle; cortical actin cytoskeleton
Molecular function (GO): calcium ion binding; actin lateral binding
Source: RefSeq, a predicted model, not a curated record